Messenger RNA from Manihot esculenta (cassava), 3739 nucleotides. RefSeq lists its product as uncharacterized. Lineage: Eukaryota; Viridiplantae; Streptophyta; Magnoliopsida; Malpighiales; Euphorbiaceae. Bases 287 to 3424 code for a protein of 1045 amino acids. The record is from RefSeq and is a predicted model, not a curated record. The transcript is spliced from 9 exons.
AUUAGUAAUAACAGAGAGACUGGCAAAAAGAAAAAGCCCACACUUUAUUUUCUCUCUCCUCUUUUCUUUUUGGUUUUUCAAGUUGCUAAUUUUUCCAUUGCUCUAGCCUCUAGAUACACUGAGAACCGAGACUCUUUUCUCUUCUUUUUAGUUGGUCAGUCUCGGGUGGAGGACGCAACCGCUUCACCGCCGGCAACCGCCACACACCCUCUUUCUUCUCUUCACGGUGACCGGCGGUUUCUGAUGAUUGUGGAAUGGAAUGACUGCAUAGUGGACUUGGUUGAAAAUGCCUAGCAGCAAGGUUUAUCUGACGUACAAACGGAAGCUGCCAUUGUCUAGAACUGUCAUUGCCCAUGAAAAUGGGUGCCAUAAUUCACUUUCUGAAGGACCAUGUGACACUUCUGUGACUGCGCCAGAGAAGCAUGAUGCACCAAGUGAUGAAAACAAAUCAGAAAAUCAGCAAAGAAAUUCAUUGGUUAGAGACAAGGGCAAUGUUUUCGGUGGCUUUGAAGACUUUGAGCUUGCUCAUGGAGAUAUGAACGAGGGUUUCAAUGACGUCCUACCCUUUGGCUUCAUUGCUUUCAAAAUAUUUCCUGGAUGUGUUUUUUGUGGUGUCAGAGGCAACCUGCUGCAGUGCAAAGACUGCCAUCAACCUUACCAUCAUGAGUGCCUGGAUAGGUUGCUUAAGUCAAGGCAUACUCUAAACAUGGAAAGAGUUGGCUGUGGUUGUGAACUACAAGGUCCUUCUGUGCUUCGGCCAAUCCAAAAAUCAAGCGGACUGGAAGAACCAAAACACGUUGGGGGAUCUAAUAAGAAACCAAUGGCCAUUAGUUCUUGUAAAUCACCUGUUAUGGGGAGUCUUGAGGAGGGCACCUCUGGGAAGGACACAGAGGCACCUCCUUAUCUGGAUAUAUCCUUGAAAAGUAAAUUACAUCAUGUUCAAAUUAAUUCAUGUUCAGUUAUGGACAUGGAUUCUGAGGAGAAAUCAAGUUCUGAGUCAACAGGGAUCAACAAUGGAAAGAAUUCAGAUUUUGUCAGCUCAAAAUCAUCCUUAGAAAGUAGUUGUAUUGCUGUAUGUGAUACUGAUUCAUGUUUUCUGAAAUCAUCCAGCUCUGAAGGCACUGGUACACUCUCUAAAGAUAAGUCCACUGAAAGUCCUGGCCAUUUGCAUGGGCCAAGCAAGCUUAGCGUUCCAUUAAUUACUUUUAGUCGAAGAUGUAAAAGGAAGAAAGACGAUAAUGAGGAUGAUAAAAAAGGUUUAUUUCUUGGGGAGAACAAUUGUUCAUUUCGCACCAAAUGGAGUAAAACUACUGAUAGUGCAGCUUCUCUUGAAGUCCCCUUGGGAGAUAAAUCAAGAGAUUUGGAGCUACCUAGUGUUGAUGCAGAUUCAAGGAAUAUGUUUCAUCAAAAUCAAGAUAAUAUAAAAGCUGUUGAUUGUGCCCAUGUUCAUGUAGAUUCUGCUCUGAAUGCUAAGCCGAGUUCAACUUUUGAGGAAGAACCAUCUCAUGGUUCUAAAAGCACAUCCAAGGAUGGCUCACCUAGCACCAGAAAAGGGCAGAGUUUCAAAGUUAUCAUCAACACUAUAGAAACUCUUCUGUGCAGUUUACAUAUCUCAUCAAAUGAUGCAGCUAGAUAUCCUUGUGAAGCUACAGUAAUAGAUAAAGAGUUGGAGAACGCUAAACAUCAAGAUGGAACUAAGAUUCUGUCAAGUGAUGUUAUGAAAGCAAUAACAGUUCCUGAUUGCACAAAAGAAGGAAAGCAACUCUAUUUGGAUCUGUCCAUUACUCCUGAUUCAUGUGGUACAUUGGACCAUGAUGUCGAUUUGGCUUUGUGCUAUCGAAAUGAUCCUGUUCAUGAUGCUUCAGAAUCUCUUCGAGGCUCAUUUGACUCCACAAGCAGAAGUCAUGCCACUGUUUUAGAUCAAUUGCCCCCUCCUGAAUUAUUGCAAGGCAAGAAUAAGAGAGUGGGGGAUGUCUCACCAGCUCAUUCAACAGGGGCACUUAGUGAUACAUCUACUUCAGUCGAAGAAGCUGGUGUCAGCUCAAAAGAUGAUGAUGCAGCUUGUCCUGGGCUUUCCAUGGACAAUGCAUCAAAAAUCAAAUGUCUGCAGUUGUUUUCUAAAGAAAAAGACAACAGUUUCCACUUAGCAAUUACAAAGCCAGAAGUUGCUACUUGCAUGGGUUUGGAAGGAAGUAACUCUCUUAGGUUUCAAAGUGACAAUGAUCAGGAGCGAAAGACUUCAUGUGGUUCUCUAUUAGAUUUGGGCUUAUCCCUGCCAUCAGACUCUAAUAUGGGCAAUUAUUAUACAAAAAAGUGCUCCACCACAUUACCAAUGUGGAAUUCUGACAGUAAAAUGAGAGACUUUGUUCAAGAUGCACUGCCUCAAACUUCAUCUAGCCAUGCAGCUUCAUUGCUGAGACAUAAGCUUAUGCUUGAUAGUAUUGUAAUUCGAGCAAGUGCUUUGAAUGCAAAAGGUGGUUUUCAGGACCAUUGCAAGUCAUAUACUACUUUAUGGUCAGAAGAUGAACUGGAUUCUCUUUGGAUAGGUGUGAGGAGACAUGGAAGAGAUAACUGGCAUGCCAUGUUAAGGGAUCCAAGGCUCCACUUUUUUUCUUGGAGAACAGCAAGGGACCUUUGUGAGCAGUGGGAGGAGGAGCAAGCUAAACUGCUGAAUGGCAGUUGUGUUUUACAGUUCAGUUCUCCAAUAACACAUGAUAUUUCUUUGGACAAUAAUGGUCGGCAGACGUGUACAAACGCUGGAAUCUGGAGGGAGAAUGCAACCGAGGAAACUAAACUCUCACUAGGGGAUGUAUAUGCUCAUAGAACUAGCAGCAGCUCAAAAAGGCGGCAUGUCAACUUCACUGGUGUUGGAUGUAACGACAUCAAACAAUUUCAUAGACCUGCUACUUACCCAAGGAGUGCAUCUUACUCAGAGUAUGAGGGUGAAAUAUAUAGCAAGGGAUUAUAUGAUCAUUUGGGUCGUAUGACUGUGCCGAGGCAUGAUCCAUUACUAAUUAAUAACCAUUACACUGCUUUGGCAUCUAAAGGUAAUUUGCCUCACUGGCUAAGAGAAGCAGUAAAUACUCCUCCGCCAAGACCAAUGGAGGCAACUCUAUUCCCUGGUUUUUCAUCUAUUGCUCAUUCAGAGGGAACGCGAGUUGUGAAACCAUAUCCAGAUCCUAGUGAACUACACUUAAGUGGCAUGAGGAAUAGGGUAGAUGGCAAUUUUGGAAGUGCGAAGGCAAAUAAGCUACAUCCAUCUGCUAGUGCUCAUCGCUCCAAUAUCUCCUUGGGAAUGACAUAUAGAAAGUCAGACAUGUGCAGUUCUUUAGGAAUUGUCAAUAAACCGGACAACUUGAUCGUUAUUGAUAGCGAUGCAUCAUCUGAGGAGACAAUAUCUGAUGAUCAUAGUGCUAGACCCUAGUUUGAAGGAGGCUAAGAGGCAAGAGACUUUAGUUUUCUCAAAGUUUAAUUGUCUGCUGUACAGUUUUGUAGUUUAGCAUUUUGUAAACAAGUUACUAACCGAUUUCCUUAUCGGUUUUAGACCCACUGGUGGAUGUAGUAGUUCUGCCAGAUGCUUUCUGGCUGGCAGUAUCUGGGUAAUUUGGAAGUCCUUUUACGGGUAGGCGGCUGUGAGACAAACUUGAAUUAGCCGAGUGAAGUGUAUUAACCUGUUAAUUUAUCACCAUCCUAUGUCUGGCGAUUGAAAAGAUAAUUGAAAUGUUUGUUUUGUCAGGUA